This is a messenger RNA of Rangifer tarandus platyrhynchus (Svalbard reindeer), 549 nucleotides long. The record is from the annotation of a GenBank genome assembly. NCBI's taxonomy places the organism in Eukaryota, Metazoa, Chordata, Mammalia, Artiodactyla, Cervidae.
AUGAAAGGCUGGGGUUGGCUGGCCCUGCUUCUGGGGGCCCUGUUGGGAACUGCCUGGGCCCGGAGGAGCCAGGAUCUACACUGUGGAGCUUGCAGGGCUCUGGUGGAUGAACUUGAGUGGGAAAUUUCCCAGGUGGAUCCCAAGAAGACCAUUCAGAUGGGCUCUUUCCGAAUCAAUCCAGAUGGCAGCCAGUCAGUGGUGGAGGUGCCUUAUGCUCGCUCAGAGGCCCACCUCACAGAGCUGCUAGAGGAGGUAUGCGACCGGAUGAAGGAGUAUGGGGAACAGAUCGACCCUUCCACGCACCGCAAGAACUAUGUACGUGUCGUGGGCCGGAAUGGAGAAUCCAGUGAACUGGACCUACAGGGCAUUCGAAUUGAUUCAGACAUCAGUGGCACCCUCAAGUUCGCGUGUGAGAGCAUCGUGGAGGAGUACGAGGAUGAACUCAUUGAAUUCUUUUCCCGAGAGGCUGACAAUGUUAAAGACAAACUUUGUAGUAAGCGGACAGAUCUAUGUGACCAUGCCCUGCACAUAUCCCAUGAUGAGCUAUGA